CUGCGUUGUUUCUAAGAAAUAAGUUUGUUGAAAUAUUACUAAUAAAUUUUAUAUGUAUAAAAUUGGCUUUAGUGGAAAAUAAUAUAUAUUCUGGGUGUAUAGUAUACAGCACGUUAGAGAAAACAUUCUCUAGUUUAUUUUUCGGGCGCGGAAAGUGACAGUCUUUAUCUUGCAAACUGGAACUUCUACGAGUCCCAGAAUACAAUCUUGACCGUACUACCGUUCUCACUGAACACUGAUGUUAACAUUUAUCCUCCUUUACCUUCAGAAACAGCUGCGUCGUAUGUUCUUUUGAACGAAGAUCAAGUUACCUUUGCACGCGAUUGAUUCUUUUGCGAGGGACGAUAGUUACUUCCAACAAGGAUUGGAAUGUCCACAUGGGCACCCAGAAACACCGUUGUAUUUCUUAAUGUAGUGACUGGAUAACUGCAAAAUCUAGAAUGGCCACAGCAGUUGUGUUGUGUUGUGCAUACUCUCUGAACUUUUUCAAAUUCAAAAUUUCGAUUCUCGUAAGAGCGUUGCAUUGAACAUAAUGGGUGAAGAUCAACAGCUUUUCCGCGGCAGUCCAGCUCGCCGCCUAUCUCAGCUAUUCGACCCGCUGUCCCGCAUGUCAGAGUUCACGUGCUCUACACCUCCGUCCUCCGCCCCCGCUAGCCCGCGAUUACUUCCUCGACGGUCUCGCCUUCAUCUUCACACUUGUAGUGCCUCUCCGCCGCCACCGCCUCCCCGUCCUCAUGCCGCCUCCACCUCUGCUGCAGCUCCUCUCAGUUCUUCCACUUCAUACCUGUUUGAUCUGAUGGAUGUCGAGCCAUCGGCGGGGUUGCCACCUCAUUAUCAUCACUGGGGCGAAGACCUUGCUACGACCGGUGGAGGUAUCAACUGGCAGGAGAGAUGUUUGGAACUGCAGCUGGAGUUACAUCGGUUCAAACACCAGGCGGGACGUGUCAGAGACUUGUUGAAAGAGAAGCUGUCGGAGUUGGAGCAGCGAGUGGUUGAAGCAGAAAGCCGGGCCGAAGAGGCUGAAGAUAAGGUUCGGAUGAUGGAGCAGAGGCUUGCUCAGACAGACUGGACUCCAAGUGAAACAACUGAGCAUGUGUCGAGCCUUAACAGCACUGUUCAAGAGAAAGAGACUGUCAUCAACAAACUUGAAACUCAGGUGGAAGAGCAGCGCCUGCUACGACUGCAAGACGCCAAACAGGUGGAGGCAAAGGCAGCCAAAAUCAAAGAGUGGGUCACCAAUAAACUUCGGGAGCUUGAGGAGCAAAACCAACAUCUGCGUGAACAGAAUCAGAAGUGCAAUGCACAACUCGAGCUGCUGAGAAACCAUUUGGCACACAGUCAGCUGGUUGCUGGUGUAGUUAAAGACAGGUCAAGCACUGGAGGAUCUUCGUCAAGGGCAAGUCUGAGUUUGGAUGUUACAACCACCACCACUGCAAGUGAUGACUCUUUAGCCAUGCCUCUGCAUGAUCUGCCAGCACGACCGCUGUCAUCAGCCACAGCACCAACUACAGGCAAUUCUUCAUUGAGUGGAGGAUCAGGAGUGAUCGGAGUGGAGCCAUCAUGUGCAGAAGUGGAGCAAAGACGUCUACAGCAGCAACAGCAGGUGAAUACUGAGAUGGGGCACCGUGGCCUGCAGUCAGUCAGUGGCAGUGGAAAUGUAACUGCACCUCAUAUUCCAGGGAUGGACACGUCCAGCUCAUUGCUUACCCGGGACUUGCAGGCUGCAGUGGAGAGUCUUGCACUACUUCCAUCUUCAUCCCUGCCUUGCAGUGCAGUUUCUGGUGGGGGCGAUGAGACCACACAUGACUAUGCGGAGAUUUACACACCCAGCCAUGAGAGGAUUCCCUGGCUGGGUGCAAGUGGUGCUUCAUUAUCAAAUCAUCGAGAUAUAUCUCAAGGUGGCAGUACAAGCAGCACCAAUAGUGGAGGUUCACUGUCACUGGAAUGUGCUGGAAAGCCUCCCACUCCUCCACUUCACCGCUUCCCUUCUUGGGAAUCCCGAAUCUAUCAGGUGGCAGCAGACGGGCUGCAGGUGGUUCCAGUGGGCUCUCAGAUUGGUACUGCAGACACAACAAACAAUAAUUUAAAGCAGCCAUCAGGUUCUUGUUCAGCCCAAGGCUAUUGUGACAUCAGUGUUCCUGUUUAUGCUACUGUCAAAGGGCGAGCAAGUCAGAUCCGGUCCAUGCCAUUUACUGGUGACUCAAGUGAUGACUCAAGUGAUGGGGAAGGAGCAAUAACAGCUGUGGGUGAACAUAACAAUCAUGGUGGUGAGAGCAAUGUAUCAGCUGUGCACCAUCAUCACCAUCAUCACCACCAUCACCAUCCUGGAAGCACAGCUGCCAAUACACCUGCAUCAGGAAAUGUUACCAACACUCGUUCUACAAACAGCAGCAGUGACAACACUGAUACCUCCCUGUCAACUGGUGGUUCAGGGUCUAGUCCCAGCAAAAGUAUGAAGACAACGUCCAGCCUAUCUCCAGCAAAACGUAGUUCUUCAGGCUCCCCUUCUAAAUCUAUGAAGAGGGAUACAUCCUUUGAGUCAGGAAUGUCUGAUGACUACGCUGUUCCACCUGAUGCUCUAUCUUGCUGUGGAGCUGACACUACUAGUAUUGAGUCAUCAAUGCCAUCAUUAUUGAUGCGUGUAUCAUCAUACCUGGAUAGCCCCAACAAAAGAGUUCCUGGGGAAUCUCUAGAAAAAGCUGGCCAUUUAGCUAAACUUGGUGGGAAGUUAAAGACAUGGAGGAAGCGUUGGUUUGUGCUCAGAAAUGGAGUGCUCACUUACUGGAAGUCACAGAAUGACAUAAAUCGAAAGCCACAAGGACAGAUAGUCCUGGAUGAGAUCUGUCGCAUUACACGCGCUGAUGGUGCUGCUACUUUUGAGAUUUCCACUGGGAAAAAGACUUACUACCUCACUGCAGAUUCCAUUGCAACUAUGGAGGACUGGAUUCGUGUUCUUCAGAAUGUUCAGCGGAGAAAUGCAACGAAGCUGCUGCUUAGCAAAGAAGAUAACAAACCAACUUUACAGGGCUGGCUGACAAAAGUGAAGAAUGGUCAUGCCAAGAAAUGCUGGUGUGUGCUUAUUGGCAAGAUGUUUCUUUACUUCAAAAACCCUGGAGAUGCAAACCCCGUUGGUCAAAUCAACAUGCGAGAUGCUCGUGUAGAGGAGGUUGAUCAUGUGUCUGACUCUGACAGUGAAGAUCGGGAAGGGGAUGGUCACAGCACAGAGCUUACUAUUGGCAUCUUUCCAACUCACCAGGGACCCACAUACUUGCUCAUGCCAAGCAAGCAAGAGAAGGAUUCCUGGAUGUAUCAUUUAACUGUUGUAUCUGGAGGAGGGCCAAAUGCUGGAACACAGUAUGAGCAGCUUGUUCAGAAAUUAAUGGAAACUGAUGGUGAUCCAAACUGUGUUCUGUGGAGGCAUCCCCAUCUGCUGCACAGCAAGGAAAGUAUUGCGUCCCCACUCACUACACUGUCUUCCGAGGCCAUCCAGAUUGAAGCCAUAAAACUUUUUAAGUCCUGCCAACUGUUCAUCUCUGUGGCAUUGGACAGUGCUGGGAUUGACUACCAUGUGGUUCUGGCCCAGAAUGCAUUGCAACAGUGUCUUGAUAUGCCAGAGCUGCAGGCAGAACUCAUGUGUGCACUUGUGAAGCAGACCUCAAGACACACACAGCACAAAAUUGGGGUCCAGGUAAACAGGACCAUCACCAAGUUUAAGCACUCCCGCCAGCUGUUGCUGUGUGCUACUCAGUCACUCUUUGCGUGUGACUCUUCAUCUUCAUCAGGGAAUGGAGGUGGGGGAAGCAGUGCUGGAGGAAUGCAGCGGGGCUCACCAACUUCCCUACAGGUCACCCCUCCACCUGCACCGCCACUGCUAGAUUGCAAGACCAAUCCACCGACAUUUGUGUUUGUUCAGGGCUGGCAGUUACUUGCUCUAGCAGUGUCACUUUUCAUACCACGUAACAAUCGUCUCCUCUGGUAUCUGAAACUACAUCUCCACCGCAAUGCUGACUCCAAGAGUGAAUGUGGUAAAUAUGCUGCAUACUGUCAACGUGCCCUGGAACGAACACUGCAGAAUGGUGGAAGAGAAGCCAAACCUUCACGUAUGGAGGUGCUGUCUAUUCUGCUCAAAAAUCCAUAUCAUCAUUCACUGCCACAUGCCAUACCAGUUCACAUGCUUAAUGGGGCUUAUCAGGUUAUCAGUUUUGAUGGAUCAACGACAAUUGAAGAGUUUCUGUCUACCCUAAACCAGGAAAUUGGUUCCCGAGACUCUGCACAGUCAGGCUUCACGCUCUUCAGUGAUGACCCUAUAGAGAAAGACCUAGAACACUUCAUUGAGCUGCAGGCAAAGUUGUGUGAUGUGAUCUCAAAGUGGGAGACAGCAUUAAGAGAAAAGGGUUCUGGCAAGUUUGAGAACACACGUGUUAUUCAGCUUACCUACAAGAACCGACUAUACUGGAGACACAGUGCUAAGAUGGAGACAGACAGGGAGCGACUACUGCUUUGUUACCAAGUAAAUCAACAAGUCAUCCAUGGCAGAUUCCCCCUCAACAAGGAGCUGGCCCUGGAACUGGCAGCACUCAUGGCUCAGAUUGACUUUGGAGAAUACAACGCUGAUAAGGGGCGAGGGAGUGGUGGUGUGGCAGGAAGCCUGCAUCAUUUAGUACUUCAGGCCCUGGACAAGUUCUACCCUUACCGUUACAAGGAUGGACUGACUCCAGAUCAACUCAGGGAACUGCAAGAACGUUUGCAAGAGAAAUGGGCAACUUUAAAAGGACGAAGCCUUUUGGACUGUGUGCGCAUCUAUCUGACAUGCACACGCAAGUGGCCACAUUUUGGGGCAUCCCUGUUCCAAGCUCAGUUACAUAGCCCACUGCCAUGGGCAGGGGUGGAACUUGGAACAAUGCUCUGGCUUGUGGUCAAUGAAGACAGUGUUACCCUGCUGGAGCUGGCUUCCAUGCAGGCCAUUGCUAAAUAUCCUUACUCAGCCAUUGUUACAUUUGGAGGCUGUCAGGAUGACUUCAUGCUUGUGGUAUCAGCUGAGGAAGGUGCAGGCAGUCAGAAGUUACUGUUUGCUCUUAGCAAGCCAAAGAUUCUGGAGCUGACAUUGCUGAUUGCCGACUAUAUGAAUGCUCUUGGACAUGGUCUUCCUGGAACACCCCAGAUGGGCACCCUGACUCGCAAUGGGUCACAUCGAUCUCUUCAACGGACUCGUCAGCCCACAGCAGCUGGAGGGACUGGCUACAGUACACUGAGCUCAACAGCUGCUGUUCACUGCAGUACACUAGGCUGCACUAGCCAACAACAGCAACAAGGACCACAACCAGACCUUCUUAAAUCCACGCCAGAUCAUCAAGUGGGAGCUUCAUCUGCUGCCAAUGUUGACGUUAGGUUACAUAGAACAGAUUCAAAAAAGAGGACCCACCUUGAUAAUGGCAUGGCGUGAUGUAGCGCCAGAGCCCUGCACAAGGAAACACAGUGCUAGUGAUGUUUGGGCUCUCCAAUUUUAUUUUUGUGCUCAGAACCUCCUUGUAUGUCAUGUAUGGGAGUGCGAUAAAAGGAACUGGUAAGCAUGAGUGCUACAUUUACCUAGCACAUCCACCUUUUAAAGUGUGAAGUAUGUUUGGUAAUACACUACAGAAAAUAUGCAUGAGCGGUAGUGUAAUUUUAUGCUGCACAUUGCAGACAUAGACUAAUACUGGUAUAUUUUCUUACUAUGUAAAAUUAUAAAUUAAUUUUAAGGCUAUAGUACUGCAGUAUUAAAUUUAAAUAUUCAUGUCUCAGUAACAUUAAUGAAAGGUGCCCUUGUUUAUGAAUAAUGAAAUGAAAAAUUUAGCAUGAUAUUUUGAAUCUAAAAUUAUAAAAAAAAAUUAAACUUUUCUUCCACAUAGCUUAUAUGACAAAGAAUUUUCUUUCCUUGCUUCUGAUAGGGUUGAAAGAAAGUUUGUAAACUUAGAGAAAUUAUACGUCCAUCUAGAUGCCAGUUAUUGUUGUUGUAUACUAACAUGUCUGCCAACCUAAAUAGAGAUCCCAUUGUGAUAUGGUGUUCCAUUUCACUAAUUCUGAAACAGUAAUACAUCUUGGACACCACUGUUUGACUCUUGGCUUCAUAUUUCUUAAUUGCAACUUCACAGCCCACUCUCAUAAUAUAGACUUCAUCAGCUAUAGUCUUACCAUCUUGUAAAUCAUCGAAAUCUUUAUUUUCGUUUUGAACAUGACUGAAUGAGAAUUAUCUUAUACCAGAAAGAUUUCAGGCUUUCAUAGCUGUUCAGUGGUUGUGUUUCUGGGUGAUCACACCAUGUAGAUUUUGGCUGUAUUGCUGACAUUUCAGAAAUAUUAUCUCUGUCUCCGAGGUGAAGGAACUGCUCCGUUUGAGUUGUCGACUUAAGCCAAAUGGAAAGUGAGACAGAAAAAGAGACCCUUAAUGGCUGAUCUCAUUCAGUGGUGUCUGAAUGAGUGGAAAUAUGGGAAAACUAGAUCAGUCUUGCUUUGGAGACUAUUCUGAAGAAAUAGAGAGGAUACUUCAACUUUACUCAACCUACAGGUUUUAGUUAGCGCUUACAUCUCUCUAUAUUUGGUGUGAUCCUUCCAAGGGAGAUCAAAUUAAAAACUCCUCCCGUUUUCACUUUUGUCUCUUUCCCUUCUUGAUACUGCUGCACACCCUAAUGUACACCUUCCAUACAGGUUUCUGAGCAUUCCAGGCAUCCCACUCUCUGAGUAGGUUGGCGGAAUGAUUAUGUUCUAGACUUAUAUUUGGAAGAUGCUUAAUUCAUAUCUUAUCUAGAACACUGGCUAUCCUGACUGAAGUUUUCCUACUUUUCAUCAGUCCCUCCAGGCAGAUGUGAGGAUAAUACAUUAAUUAGGCCACAACUGUUUCCUUCCACACAUUUUACAAUUCAUUAUGUAGUAGUGGUCCUACCAUUAAGUGCUGUAUAGUCUGAGGUACUUUCAUCAUUUUACAAUAAGCCACAAAAAAGGAAGAACACAUCAUAUUCAUUCAGUUCUCUAAAUGCAUAUUUUUUCUGUCUCACUUGCUAUUUAAUUAAAUGGAGCACAUUACACAUCACGCAGUAAUGGGAUCCCUAUUAUUUUACACCAAAACAGCAUUUACAAAUAGAUAUGUGAAAUCAUGAUGGAUUUUUUUGUUACACACUCAUUUAAAAAUCCUUGUGAAUUGCACUUGAAAAGCCAUAAUUAAGGUAAGAAAUCUAGUCUGUAUUGUUGUGCUUCAUAACAACUCUUUAAGGCAUGUCUUUACUGAGAGUUGGUUGUUAACUCUUGUUUAUGCAAAUUCUUAUUAAAUUUUGUCAGUUGGCAGUAUUACACAUAUUAUACUUGAGGAUCAUAUUGUGGUGCUGUUCUGUAAUUUAUAUUUUUUAUACUGUAUUGAGCUGUCACUAUACAACCAAUAUUGCGCACAAACUUUUACGAUGUACAUAACAAUGUUUGCCACUUUUCAUUAUGGCUACAUGUUUUGAUGAUCACUGGGCUAUAUAUAUUCAUAUUUCUCUGACACCCAUUAUUAUUCCUACAGUCUGUCUUAUGUUAUGAACAAUAUAUAUGUGAUGUAUGUUUAUGAAUGUAAAAAUUGUAUAUACGAAUAUUAGUUUUUCUUUUUUCUAAUUAAUAUGUUAUAAUGGUAAUUAUAUUGAGACUUAUUGUUAACAUUUCAGAGCAACUUUUGUUGCAUUAUAGUGGUAUAAUUUCGUUGUCAUGUGCUAUAUCUCUUUGUUCAUAUCCAGUGUGCUUUUUUAAGUUUAUAUUGUGACAUAUCUGCUGAAAGCUGGGAUAGCAGAACUUGAGAAGACAAGCAUUGCUAGGCAAUGACUCUGUAAACACGUUUUCCAUGGCAACCAAAUCAUGUGACCACUGCAACAGAUACACAACAGUAGAGGAACUGCUGAAGGCGGUGUUCUCUAUUUGGUCCAUAUAGAGGCCAUAUAAGAAGAGCUAAUUGGGUGAUGAAAAGGGAAGUCUCAAAUCUGAAACAGUAAAAUGUAGUCACAGUCCCAUGGGACUUUGACCCAGUAACAAUUGUAAACGACAGACCUGUCCUCUCAUCAGAGAGUUUAUAUUUUAAGUUUAUAUUGUGACAUAUCUGCUGAAAGCUGGGAUAGCAGAACUUGAGAAGACAAGCAUUGCUAGGCAAUGACUCUGUAAACACGUUUUCCAUGGCAACCAAAUCAUGUGACCACUGCAACAGAUACACAACAGUAGAGGAACUGCUGAAGGCGGUGUUCUCUAUUUGGUCCAUAUAGAGGCCAUAUUCAUUCAUUCAUCAGUAAUCUGUCAGAUGACAGGUCCACAGCCUCUUCCAAA
This is a messenger RNA of Cryptotermes secundus, 8316 nucleotides long. RefSeq lists its product as uncharacterized. Gene Ontology annotation, cellular component: cytoskeleton. The coding region runs from base 533 to 5443 and encodes 1636 amino acids. The record is from RefSeq and is a predicted model, not a curated record. The transcript is spliced from 25 exons. NCBI's taxonomy places the organism in Eukaryota, Metazoa, Arthropoda, Insecta, Blattodea, Kalotermitidae.